UCAUUUCCGAAGUUGAAGAAAAGGGUUCGCUGGGUUUAACCACCUGUACCCUCCGCUUAAUACACUCACAUUUCAGCGGUCGUUGUCUGUCGUCCCCUCCCGCUGCCCUCGCUCUGAAUCCCCGCAUGCGGACUCUGCUAUGACCGCAGUCGCAUGGAGGGAGGACACAUCUUUUAACCGCAAACAUCUAAAAACCACCGUAGUUCGUGUCCGCGCGGGGUCCAAGUGACGUUUGAAGACACCGUCCGACUGAGGGGAGCGGGGAGCGAGCUACAGCAAAAUGGCAACUCCGUAUGCGACGGACGAUUCCGGUGAGGAGGCUGCACGUGCCGGGAAAUUUAUAGUUUCCACUCAGAGACCUGAUGGAACGUGGAGGAAGCCGAGGCGGGUGAGGGAUGGUUAUGUCCCCCAGGAGGAAGUACCAGUCUACGAAAACAAGUAUGUGAAGUUUUUCAAGGGCAAACCCGACCUGCCGCCUGGUAUGAGCCCUUCCGAGGCGGAUCCACAGAACCAGCAGAAGAACCCCGGUGGUGCAGACGGCGACGGAGCCAAUCUCUCAAAGACGGCCAAACGCAACAUGAAGCGCAAGGAAAAACGAAAACAGCAGCAGCCGGACGGGGACGUGGACGUGGAGUCGGUGAGCGAUGCUGUGGAGAAUGUUUCCAUUUCAGACGGUGGCAAGUCUUCCAAAAAGGCGCCGGCUUCGGUCUCACCUGCCGACGAUUCUUCAGCAGCAGAAAAGGUCAAGAAGAUCAAAAACCUGAAGAAGAAGCUGCGUCAGGGCGAGGACCUGCAACAGAAAGUGGACUCGGGGGAAAUAGAGCAACCGACAAAGGAUCAGUUGGAAAAGCUGGCUCGGCUGGAGGCCUUACGCGAGGAGUUAGUGCAGCUCGAGCGUGACUCUUGAAGCAAUAAAGGACAGAAGAGUGCGACUGGACAGACAAACUACACACUGACACACAGGGGAAGGGACCUCUGCAGCUCUGUGAUGAAAGUUUCCAUGUAACAUAUUCUACCUGUUUGAUAUUCACCAUGAACUUUGAGAUUACACAGUUUCAGCUCCCUGCAGAGAGCGACACACUCCGAACUGACGAGCCUGUUUUCUAGAUUUCAAAUCUCCGAAACAACAUCACCACUCCUGCUCGUAUACUUGUAUUGUUACAAGUGCAGUACUGUGUAACUGAUCAGCUAUAAACAUCUUUUUAAGACCUCAUUGUAAAUUGUUCUGUGCAUGUCUGUCUUUUACAUGUCGUACCUUUCACAGCAUCAGGUGUCGCGUAAACAGAAAAACAGAAAACAAAUCAUUUUUUGAGAGGAUUUCGUUUGUUGACCUUUCUGCUUUAAUAUUUUUGUCGAUGACCGUAUGGCCUCAUGUUGUGCCACUAAUGUAAAGUCUAUACAGUCAUUACACUAAUUAAAGUUACAUGCUGCGUCAAAA
Molecule: messenger RNA, 1438 nt
Organism: Pleuronectes platessa (European plaice)
Lineage: Eukaryota; Metazoa; Chordata; Actinopteri; Pleuronectiformes; Pleuronectidae
Gene: pym1
Product: PYM homolog 1, exon junction complex associated factor
Exons: 3
Coding region: 281-907 (208 amino acids)
Biological process (GO): exon-exon junction complex disassembly
Cellular component (GO): exon-exon junction complex; cytoplasm
Molecular function (GO): RNA binding
Source: RefSeq, a predicted model, not a curated record